Nymphalis io (European peacock) is the source of this 472-nucleotide messenger RNA. RefSeq lists its product as uncharacterized. Lineage: Eukaryota; Metazoa; Arthropoda; Insecta; Lepidoptera; Nymphalidae. The transcript has 4 exons. The record is from RefSeq and is a predicted model, not a curated record. Bases 71 to 427 code for a protein of 118 amino acids.
GUAUGAUACAGUUAUAAUAUUAGGUCCUUACUCCUACCUAAUAUAACUUAGCCGGAGUCACCGUAUAACCAUGAGUAAAUUUUAUGAGCUGAAUAUAUGUUUAUUUUUUUUUUAUCAAGUUCACGCUGAUCUAUCGAAACUGCCUCGUUACGUGGUUGAACCAGACGUGAAGCCGGCUAUAUUCGGAUCUUAUAGUUAUGAUGUGAUAAAAGGAGAUUUCGUACUGCCAAAUAGCACAACAACGGACAUUAGCUUAACCGAUAUCAUUUUCAACAACACUUCGCCGUCAUCAGUGCAAGAUGAUAAUUUCAGGAAGCAUGUAGCAGUUACCGAAACUAUUAAAUCAUUGAACUGGUGGACACAUGCAAAAUUAUUUUUAAGCAAUUCCACUCAUAAAUUUCGAACCAAUCAAACAAAAGUAAAUUAAUUUGUAAUAUAUAAUCUAAUAAAAACAUGCCCUUUUUGAUUUGAA